Molecule: messenger RNA, 2424 nt
Organism: Pecten maximus
Lineage: Eukaryota; Metazoa; Mollusca; Bivalvia; Pectinida; Pectinidae
Product: alpha-1,3-mannosyl-glycoprotein 2-beta-N-acetylglucosaminyltransferase-like
Exons: 12
Coding region: 362-1747 (461 amino acids)
Biological process (GO): protein N-linked glycosylation
Cellular component (GO): Golgi apparatus
Molecular function (GO): alpha-1,3-mannosylglycoprotein 2-beta-N-acetylglucosaminyltransferase activity
Source: RefSeq, a predicted model, not a curated record
GCAUCACAGUUAUGGUGGACGUCGUCUAGACCGGUCGCGAGUGCAGACAGAUUUGACAGCUGUAGAUUGUCAUCGCGGUUCCUUUUAUUGAUAUUUGGAUAUUCGUCAUUCAACAGACAGCUUUCCGUAAUUCUGUAUAUCCACCUGCAAACUUACACACAGGAGAGAUUUUUUUCACUGGCAAUCAUAAUGAAGUAUUAUUGGUACAAAACAGAGAACUGGAUUGUUUGUAGUUGAAUCAGAACUACAAUAAAUGUGAUGUCUUGUUAAUUGUCAUGCAUGGAUGAAUGCAUCGACAAAAAUCUAUUAGGAAAACCAGCAUUACAUAUACAGCCUCACAUUUGUCAUCGUUGCCUUGACGAUGAGGAGGAAACACCUGGUGGUUGUCGUGGUGACCAUCUUCCUAUGCUGGAACAUUAUGAUGUAUUACCUACUGGUGUCAAAGAACCCUGGAAAGUCAAUCUCCUUUGAAGAGAAGUUAACAUGGCUAGAGGCGGACAUCAAACAUGAACUGAAGGAGAACACAGGUCUACUGGAGCAGCUACGUAAGUUACGACAGGACGCAGAGAGACAGGCACGACAGAAAGCACAGGAAGCUAUCGAGAGACAAGCCGAUCGGAACGUAGCACCUGUUGAGGGACCAGCUCAACACAGGACAGAGGCCCCUGUCAAGGUCCCUGUCAGGACUAACAAUGAACCAGUCGACGCUAACUCGGUCAUUCUCCCUAUUCUAAUGAUAGCCUGUGACCGUGUAUCGGUCAGCCGUAGCUUAGACCAACUCCUUAAAUAUCGUACGUCGCCUGAGCGUUUUCCAAUUAUUGUGAGUCAGGACUGCGGUCAUCAAGCGACAUCUGACGUUAUACAAAAAUAUGUUGUCUCAGACAACAUCAUACACAUCAAGCAACCUGACCUUAGUGAAAUAGAGCUGCCCUGGCCGAAGAAAAAGUUCAGUGGUUAUUAUAAAAUCGCUCGUCAUUACAAGUGGGCUCUCAACCAGAUCUUCCAUCAUUUCAACCACUCGGCUGUCAUCAUAGUAGAAGAUGACCUUGACAUCUCACCCGAUUUCUUUGAGUAUUUUGCGGCGACUUAUCCUAUUCUGACCUCUGACCCUUCACUGUGGUGUGUAUCUGCGUGGAAUGACAACGGAAAAGGUGGCAUGGUGUCAGAUGAACCAGAGCUACUCUAUAGAUCUGACUUCUUCCCUGGCCUUGGUUGGAUGAUGGAGAGAAAACUAUGGCUGGAGAUCGGACCAAAAUGGCCAGUUACAUUUUGGGAUGACUGGAUGCGUCACCAGGACCAAAGGAAGGAACGCGUUUGUAUACGUCCCGAGAUUUGUAGGACGAGUACAUUCGGCAAGAAAGGAGUGAGUCUGGGUUUAUUUUAUGAAAAACAUUUAAAACACAUAAAGCUGAAUGAUAAAUUUGUGGCAUUCACCAAGAAAGACCUGUCUUACUUGAAAAAGGAGAAUUAUGACCCUUGGUUCACACAUAUGGUGUAUGAAACACCAGAAGUGACGGUUGCGGAGGUGAUGUCUGGCAGUAAAAAACACCUCAAGGCGUUACGUGUCACCUACACUACAAAGGAACAGUUCAAAUCUGUGGCCAAGAGACUGGGCAUCAUGGACGACUUCAAGGCCGGCGUCCCUCGUGUUGCUUACCGUGGAGUAACCAGUUUUAUCUACAGCGGACAAAGGAUUUAUCUAGCUCCUAAAUCUGAUUGGCAAAAGUAUGACCUCACCUGGACGUGACCUUGACCUCCUGUGUAGAUAACAUUGAGAUUCAUUGAGGUCGGUGGAGAUAGAAACCUGGACAUGUGGCUAGGGUCACAGCGGUGUAUUACUAAACACUGAAUCUCCUGACAGCGUCUCGUAGACGACUUUACAUACAGGCUAAAGUGGAGUAAACAAGUCAGUAGUAUGACUUAACAACCCUCGAGGAAAACAUUUAUGUCACCAGGGACAACAAAUUCACCAUCAAAAGUGUUAGUCAUAAAUGAUCGAAGUCUUCACCAGGGAAACAAGCUUAAUAUCGAAACUCUGUAGCCAUGGCCAGAGAAAAAAGUAACUCUUGGCAAUUUUUUUGAGUUAUAUAUAAUAAAAUAAGGUUAAAAUCCCCUGAUAUUUCUAUUGAUAGAGUUUUACAUCCCCUGGUUCUGGCCUCUAGACUGGAAUGAUAAAAGGAAAAACUUGUAUUGACUAUUCACAGAGUUGUCUCAUCUGGUCCUGGCCUCUAGACUGGAGUGAUAAAAGGAAAAACUUGUAUUGACUAUUCACAGAGUUGUCUCCCCUGGUUCAAAAUUUCUAGACUGGAAUGUAUUAAUCCGAGCCCCACUCGAUUUGCACUCUUCUCCUUCUAGAAUAUAUCUUCCGGUCACUCGAUUUGAAGCUCUUCUGCUUCUGGAAGAUCUUCUACCUCUUCCGUCUCG